Asparagus officinalis (garden asparagus) is the source of this 3611-nucleotide messenger RNA. Its product is annotated as probable acyl-activating enzyme 16, chloroplastic. Gene Ontology annotation, biological process: fatty acid elongation; endoplasmic reticulum to Golgi vesicle-mediated transport. Gene Ontology annotation, cellular component: chloroplast. The coding region runs from base 2901 to 3296 and encodes 131 amino acids. The record is from RefSeq and is a predicted model, not a curated record. Gene Ontology annotation, molecular function: long-chain fatty acid [acyl-carrier-protein] ligase activity. Lineage: Eukaryota; Viridiplantae; Streptophyta; Magnoliopsida; Asparagales; Asparagaceae. The transcript is spliced from 5 exons.
CGUCGCCUACCGCCUCGCCCACGAGCACCGCCUCCCCGCCGCCUACGAUGACGCUGUCGACACCCUCCUCUUCCUCCGCGAUUUUGCGUGAUUUCGGGUGGUCUUGGGUGGUUUUUCCAGGUUAAACUUAGUUAACCAAAGAAAAAUCGGAAUCAAAGAUUGCGAGCUUGAAAAGCAUGCUAAUUAACCUAUAGUUUAAUUUAGAGCAAAAUGUUAUGAGAAGCUAAAGCAUCUUAAUAAUUUGUAUCCGAUAACCAACUUUAUGUUAAAUUCGAUUACUUUUUUUUAUGAAAGAGAUUGAGAGUAUCCCCUAGCAGGAAUAAUAUCUUGAUGAAAACCAUGCCUACUACGAGUUUAAAGUUCGCGGUUGAGAAUAUGACACUGUAAUUGGGUAUUCGUGCACAUUUAGACUUUUAACAGCUCACAGCUCACCUAAAGAACCAAGUCUGAUUUUAAGUAUAAACAAUAAAGAAGAUUAUCAGCCAGUUUCUUACAUAGUUUGAUUGAGUCAACGAGGUAGACAUUAAUUUUUAUACAAGUUUGUUAAAUGACAUUGCCAUCUAAUUUAUCAUGGGAAAAAAUGGAACUAGUUACAAAUAAGUUCAUAGAUAUAUGCAAAUGUGCAAAUAUUCCUCCAGAGUAGCAGGCUCCUAAUUAACGAAAUUUAUGUAAUUUAUGAUCAAAUUAAAGAUUGUUGAUCAAAUUAAAGUAUCGGGAAAGUAUCGGGGCUGACAUGAACUCACCUCAGUUCAACAUAGGCAAAGGAAGUGGAUAUAAGUUUUGGUGAAUUACAUUGUCAUUUCCAUGUCAUGAUUUAUUCCUAAUUUCUUAACCCAUCUUGUGGAAAUUAGAUUUAUAGGUGAAAUAACUAUUUUCCGAUUUUUCUGUAACUUGACACCAACUUGGCCAAUGGCACAAGUCUCUUGCAUUUCAAGAAGCAAAAGAUAUAAUCUUUCUUCUCUGAGUUAUUUGAUCUUGAGUUAUUUCACUCUCAUCAACUGGUUACCCUAUAGUACUAGUCUCUUUCACUAAGUCCUUAAUUAGUGAUUUGUGUAUAUAAAUUUGGAAAUAGGUCAAUAAACUUAGAUAAUAGAGGUCAUAUAUCACAUGGAAAAUUCUUCAAUAACGUGAACAGAGUCUAUUGUCAGUGGAUGAAUGAGCUAUCCAGUGGGAUGCCCCUUAAAUAACAUAUACUUCUCACUUGGUUUCUGAUUCGUGCAGUGAUUAUCUCCUGGUAUCACAAUUGCUACCGUUACCGCUAGGCAAAUUGCACACAAUGGUUAUGACAACUUUUGUAGCGAACUUAUAGCCUUUUUAUUGCAAACAAAAUAGUGUCAAUUUCUUUGUUGUUGCAUCUUCGAGUUCUGAAACCAAAUCCUUAACUUUGUAACUGCUCUGAAACCAAAUCCUUAACUUUUGUAACUGCUUCAAAAACUUGCAUUAGCUUUGUAUUAGUAUGUUAGGAGACUUAACGGAAUGUGUUGUUCUUCAAGUAUUUAGUAUCAUUUAUAUUUAUGUUGCACGCGAUGUUUAAUGUUGAGUUUUGGUUUGCAGUAUAUUUUGUUGUUAGCAAUGGUAUUCUAAAUCUAAUAAUAAUCCAUUUGAGAUACAAAAUCACAGGACAUGAAACUAAGACAAAUUUGGGAAAUGCAUGAUGGUUUGAAAUUCAAACCAAUAAAUGGCCAUCCAUUGACUUAAAUACCAAAGCAAAGGAUAAGUCGUUUUUGGCUAACUGUAUACAAUUUUAUUUUGAAUUCUGAAUUGGAAUCUCAGUGAGAGUUUGAAAUUCACAAUGGCUUCUGUUUGAUUAUAAAACUUACCGAGUUGGUAAUAUGAUUUUUCCUGCCUAAUUCUCGCUCUUACAUCAGCACCACAUCCAAAGUUGUCACGAAAGAAGGAAAACUUAAAAAACAAAAAAAAGAAAAAUGAUUAAUAUGCACUCUCGCUACAUUUUGGUGUAGUAUUUAUAAAUAUCUUUUAAAGCUUCUUACCAUUAGUUCAUUUAAUACUAGAAUAUGUUAUGUGAUACUUGAACGCAAAGAUGCGACUCAUAUGAUGUUUCUUCAUGAGUCUUUAACUUUAUAACUGUAACAGAAGAGCUAUGUGAAAAUGCUUGCUCUAUCUUUUGUAUAUGUCCUUUGUGCAUUCCACUGCUUAUAACUCCAUAUUUCAAUUUAUUUUAAGAAAAUUAAUGGUGAGUACUGCAUGCUUUGUCAUUGUCAGUAAGAAUGAUAUUCCUAUUUAUGAAGCUGAACUGGGGUCUGCAUUUAAAGUAUACUUUCUGUUCCUUGACUGAUCGUCUGCAUGGAAUUUCUUUUAUAUUUACUUUCAUUAUGUGGAAAAAAAUCUGUUUACACUCAAGUGUCUGAGAAUUUUUUUCAUUUACUCCUAUUAUUUUAAUUAGUCAUUUUGUUAUGAAAAAUUCAAAUGUAUAUUUUUGCUUAUUUUCCUUACAGUGGUGCUUAAGUGCGCUUUGAAUGAGCUAACAGAUUUUGCAACUUCAUCCCUUUGAUUUUCAUAAGCCAUUUAUGGCCUUGCUGUUGCAACUAGGAACCUGUUUUGUGCUUAUCAAUAUUGUACUGAUGUUAUCUGUUGUUAUGAGGAGUUGAAGAGCCUGCUCACACUAAUGAUCAUUUUCCUCUUUACCUUGUUCAUCAAAGCCGAUUCCCUAAGACUAUCAUUUCUGUUGGGUCCACAUUUUGUUUUCCCUUAUGUAUUUAUUAUUUUGACUUCUUGCACAAUUCUUCUCUGCUUGUAGUGUUUCACUUUUUUUCCUUGGAUUUUGUUGACAUAAAAAUGUUUAUUUGCCUUGUAAUAUUGACAGGACAUAACUAGAAAUGUGCUCAUUCUUCUGUAAGUAUUAAAUGUCUCUAGAAUAAAUAAAGCUUGAUAUACUUCUAAUGUCCAAAGAGUUUCUGAAUAUUGGUGGACCUCAAAUAGUUUUGAAGGCAAUUGACAGGUUCAAUGAUCUGGUGGUGUCCGUUUAUGUCACUGCUGGUCACACUAGAUUGAUGCUUCUUCAUGAUCUGCGUAAUGAGGAUCGAAUAAAAAGCUUCUUUGAAGAGGUUCAUGAACUUUAUAUAAAGGAUCAACGUCGUCUUGGUGCUCUAAUUUUGCCAACCCAGGAUGAAGUUGUAGCCUUGGCAAAAAAGUUGUCAAUUCUGAAUGGUGAUGCUGCUGAGCUCAGUAAAGGGAAGAUAUUGAGUCUGUUGUAUGAUGAAUUAAGAAGAUGGACGUUAGAUUGUUCGUUUCAAAUUGGACCAGUAUUGAUAGUAGAAGAACCAUUCACAGAUUGAUAAUGGUCUGAUGACUCCAACCAUGAAAAUAAGAAGAGACAAGGUUGCUGAGCGUUACAAAGAAUAGAUUGCGAACCUUUACAAGUAAAAGGUUAUAUGGAUGUUCUGCAAUGGGAGAUCUUUUACAUAGUGUAGAAGUAAGCUGAAUUAUUUGAUAUGAUUUGUGUCUAGUGAAAUAAGUCCUUGUGCAUCAUUUAACAUAUAAUGUUUCAGUGAUAGCUAGUGUAAUAUCUUUCCUCGAUAAAUCGAUAGAGACCUGGAUUGGGAUUGUAAGUGCAUAUUUGUAACAAUAAAAGUAAUGCAGACUUCAUGAGA